CUGGUGUUCAAACAUCAUCGCAAUUGCACAAUGUUUGCCCGUGUGCUGGCGCGCUCGUCGUGGGCGGCACCAACCCUACUGCGACCUACUGCUACGUCAUCAUGGAUGCUUGGCAGUACCCAAGAACGCUCGAUGGCCAAACUGAGUGAGCGUGCGUUGCGCCGCAAGCAGCUCCGUGAAAGCAAGAAGAAGGCGACUCGCAUCCCUCCGAUCAAGGAAACUUUGCGCAAGCUGUACCUCCGCACGCACCCCGACUUGUUUGGGCAAUUCCCGAAAGAACAACACACCAACACCGAAUCGUACAAAGAACUCAUGGGUAUUUUGGACGCGAUCUCCAACGUCCGUGGGGAAUUUCCACCUGCCAAGACGCUUGCCCUGCCGUUCUACCUGACCACCGGCACACCCGGUCAAUUCAAACAUGUUACGCUGCAUCUCAAAACUACCGGUGGUGCGUGCAACACGCUCAUGGAGACACAGCUGGGCAAGUUCUUCGAGGAGUGCGGUUGGGAGCCGUUGUUCGAGUGGAACAAGGGAUCCUGGGGGCUCACCACUACGGCGGUGCUUCCACCUGACGACACGUACGAGCGCGAAGAAGCCGUGCCGCAGCGGGCGCCAGAACCGGAGGUCGCACCGGCGUUCCGCGAACAGCCUAAAUCGAGCCAGCCUGACGAAUCCAAGAUGGAAACUCUGCUGCGAGAGCUGAACGAUGUCCUGGAAGUGAUUGCGGCCGUGCCGUACUUUGCCCACGAAGAAGAGGGCGAAUACAAGGACAUUUACGAGCUGUACACGACGGAAGACGAAAACGUGGUCAACGGGCUCAAAGAAAUCGAGCGCCGUGGGGGGUACAACAUCAUUCCGUCCACGCACAUGAUCUGGGAAGGUGAACGCGAUGUGGCCAAGUUGAUUCAGGGCUUGGAUGUGGAUUCUGCGCUCAUCGUACAACGCAUUCUCAUGCAUGCGAUCGCGAUCGACAAGAAGGUCGACGACUUUGUCCAAGCCGAGAAGGCCAAGAUGGCACGUGGUGAAUCGAGCGACGACGAGGAAGACAGCGAUGACGAAGAUAGCGACAACGUGAAGGAGGCAGAAGCGAAGAGGUCUGAGUAAAUGCCAUUCAAUAUUUGGUGGAGGUUGGAUGCGCGCGACCCGUGGUCUUGUCUAUGAGUUACUCGUGGUAGAUGACGAGACCUGCAUUCCGAAUAUGCAGCGAGCUUUUAUUCGAACGACGUGCAUUCUUUGCGGAUUUAAAAUACAUUCACCCCGGCACAGGUUUGAGGUGCUUGAUUCACCCGACGGUGGGC
Molecule: messenger RNA, 1298 nt
Organism: Aphanomyces invadans
Lineage: Eukaryota; Oomycota; Saprolegniomycetes; Saprolegniales; Verrucalvaceae
Exons: 1
Coding region: 31-1104 (357 amino acids)
Source: RefSeq, a predicted model, not a curated record